Myxocyprinus asiaticus (Chinese sucker) is the source of this 1899-nucleotide messenger RNA. It is a transcript of the gene wnt11f2, whose product is annotated as wnt 11, family member 2. Lineage: Eukaryota; Metazoa; Chordata; Actinopteri; Cypriniformes; Catostomidae. The transcript has 5 exons. Bases 102 to 1163 code for a protein of 353 amino acids. The record is from RefSeq and is a predicted model, not a curated record. Gene Ontology annotation, biological process: multicellular organism development; neuron differentiation; canonical Wnt signaling pathway. Gene Ontology annotation, molecular function: frizzled binding; cytokine activity. Gene Ontology annotation, cellular component: extracellular region.
UCUGUGAAGGCAUUUAUUUAACAGUUCAGUUUGUACCUUGGCUACUGUGAGAGACAUAACAACCUGUCUUCGUUAGGAUUAUUAAACAGCAGAAGAGUGAUAUGAAAGAAUACAGGAAUUUUCUUUUGUUUUUCGUGGUAUCCUUGCGCGUGAUGUGUCCAUGCGAAGGAAUAUCAUGGCUCGGUUUAACGGUAAAAGGGAGCUCGGUCGGAUGGAAUCAAACGCAUCACUGUAAACUCUUGGACGGUCUCGUGCCAGAUCAACAGCAGCUCUGCAAACGGAACCUCGAGCUCAUGCACAGCAUCGUGCACGCGGCCAAACUCACUAAGAGCGCGUGCCAGGGUACCUUCAGCGACAUGCGUUGGAAUUGCUCCUCCAUCGAGAGCGCUCCCCACUUUACUCCUGACCUGGCAAAAGGGACGCGUGAGGCAGCAUUUGUGUUCUCUCUGGCCGCCGCAGUGGUCAGUCAUGCCAUAGCACGUGCCUGUGCAUCUGGAGAACUCCCCAGCUGUUCCUGUGCGCCAGCGCCAUCAGAGCAGGCGGCUCCAGACUUCCGUUGGGGUGGCUGUGGAGAUAAUGUCCGUUAUGGCCUUCAGAUGGGCUCCGCUUUCUCAGACGCGCCCGUGAGGAACCGCCGUUCCGGACCACAGGCCUUUAGACUCAUGCAGCUUCACAACAAUGCAGUGGGAAGACAGGCACUUAUGGAUGCUCUAGAGAUGAAAUGCAAAUGUCAUGGUGUUUCUGGGUCCUGCUCGGUGAAGACCUGCUGGAAGGGCCUUCAGGACAUCAACACUAUCUCCGCAGACCUCAAAUCUAAAUACCUAUCGGCCACAAAGGUCAUUCCGCGUCAGAUAGGUACCCGCCGACAGCUGGUCCCCCGGGAGAUGGAGGUGAGACCGAUCGGAGAAAAUGAACUUGUCUACCUUGUCAGCUCGCCUGAUUACUGCUCCCAAAAUGCAAAGCAGGGGUCAUUUGGAACCACAGACAGGCAGUGUAAUAAGACAGCGACAGGCAGUGUGAGCUGUGGGCUCAUGUGUUGUGGGCGGGGCUAUAAUGCCUAUACAGAGGUGCUGGUGGAACGCUGCCAGUGUAAAUAUCACUGGUGCUGUUACGUCUCCUGCAAAACCUGCCACCGUAUGGUUGAGAGAUAUGUCUGCAAGUGACAAACCACUAUAUGCAUUGUCUCCAUCAAUAAGCAAUGGAGAUCACAGAGAGGGAGAGAGAGAUGGUACAAUGCUGGUCUCACAAAUUUGUAUGAUCUUUUUUGAGCCAUGAGUGAGUGGAUGAUCCUCUCUUAGUGCUGUUAAGGAUGGCAUGAGAGUGAAGAAAGAAGCGCUAGAGUGAAGGAAGAAGGGAUGGUGAAGAAUUUCCCGUUGAAAGAGAGUUAAUGAAUGGCUGUAAAAUAAAGAACCCUGUGGUGAGGCCCCGAAGGCACCCCACAGAAAACCAGUGAUAAGUACUGGCUGAUCGUAGCAAAAACUCAUCAACUCCUGCACAGAGAGAGACUGGGGGAAGGGUAAAAGUGUUAGUUUCUUGCUGGUAAAGUCUUACUUUGCUGCAUUAAUAAUUUACACAGUUUAAAUAAUUUCUUACAUCUAAUGGUCAGAUAAAACCAUCAAAUUCUUGUCUGGAAAAUGUGACGGUUAUACUGCUACGAGGGAUGGAAAUGAAACUGUUUGGUUGACUUCAAAAGUUUUUUGCACUCAGUAUUGAUAAUGAAGGAUUGAUGAUACUAUGCUUAUAGUAAUGUGUCCAAACUUUUUUGCGAAGUUGAUCAGCUCAAUUUUUUGUAUUCAUGAAAAGAAAGAUUAAGACCUGCCUUUCACCCCUUGCAAAACUUGUAUGUUGUACAUUUGAUGUAAAAUAGAAUAGUUGUAUUUAUUUUAUUAAAAAUAUUUA